This is a messenger RNA of Musa acuminata subsp. malaccensis (wild Malaysian banana), 3638 nucleotides long. Its product is annotated as transcription factor GTE10. The record is from RefSeq and is a predicted model, not a curated record. Gene Ontology annotation, molecular function: protein binding. Lineage: Eukaryota; Viridiplantae; Streptophyta; Magnoliopsida; Zingiberales; Musaceae.
GGUCUCUCUCCGCGUUCGUUUCUUUUCCGUUCCGAGUCUCGAAGAAGUGGGGAGGAGCAGCGAGGCGGCGGCGGCGGCAAAGGCGAGAGCGGAGGAGAGACGGGUUUGCGCUGUCGGGGCUCCUUUUGGCGGCGCGACGCUGGCUUGCGAUCCACGUUUCGUCUCGGUACUUGGAAGCAUUCUUCGCGUUCUUUUCUCGCGGAUUGUCGGCCCCCGCCGCCUCCAUUCUCUUGCCCCGUCUUGCGCCGUAUUGGUGUAUGGUUUUGGAGGGAGGUGGGAUUUUGGGAACUGGGGCUGGAGUUUUUGUGGCAUUUCGGAGCUUUUUGGCGUGGAUGCUAUCAUAGGGACCUGCGGAAGGGCUGCAGAAGAGCUAGGGUUUGGGGUUUUGAUUCCCUGAAGGGUGGGGCGGAGGUGGUUUCCCCUUGUUCUCUAUUUGAUUUUGGACAUCGAAUUGUGGCGGUGGCAAUCUGGUGGAAGCUAGGGUUUUGUUGCAGAGAUCUCAGGGCAGUUCUCAAUCUGCUCAAGCUACGCAAUAUUGGGCAUCAGAUAUUCUUGUGACUUCCAGAAUAAAUUUUAUCUUGAAUUCUCUUCUCUUUAUUGUAGGUGGGCUUAAAACUGUGGGGUUUUGGAGUUGUGGUACGCGAUACCACCUAAUUAAUUACUGUACUUGAAUGUGUGAAAUGUUAUCGCUAUCCGAAAUCUGAAUACGUUGCUAUCAAGAAUCACGUACUUAAAUAAGUUUUCCACUUAAGUUGCUGUACCGAGGUUAUCUUGUUGGUCUCUGAGAAUUGGUUCUGUGACAAGAGUACAAUUGUGAGUUUGAUCCAUUAUAUCCGUCUGCAGUGCUGAAGGAGAACUCUUGGAAUAUAUUUAUAUGCAGUGAUGGGGAAAGCACAAAAGCUCUCAAAGGGACCUGGUUUUGUUCCAGGCUACCAGCAUGUAGUGGAGACUACGGCUGAGUCAGAAGGGUUUGGGAGCUGUGGUCGUGCUGACUCAGAGGACUCUUCUGCUCCUAAGAGGAAGUGCAUAAGCUUGAAUGUGGACAGGUGUGGCAAAUUUGAUGUCCCGUUUGAACUGUUUUCACUUUCGAAGAUGUCCAAGUGUGAGAAGGAGGAGUUGGAGACGAGAUUUAAGAGAGACCUUGAUCAGGUCCGAAUGUUUCAGAAGAAAAUGUUUUCUAGGAUUACAACAAGUGCCGAUGGGGUUGCUUUAUCAUCUUCCAGUGAUGGGUAUGUAAAGAAACAAUAUGCCAUGGGCCAGAAUGGUUCCAAUUUUAAGUGCAUGAACAAUGGAAAUCUUGAGAUGUCAAAGAGGGCACCGGAUCCAGAUAGACUUGGUAAUUCAUAUUCUUUGUUGAUGAAACAGUGUGAAACUCUUCUAAAGCGCUUGAUGAACCAUCAAUAUGGAUGGGUGUUCAACACUCCUGUUGAUCCAGUGAAGUUGAAUAUCCCAGAUUACUUCCAAGUUAUUAAAUAUCCAAUGGAUUUUGGAACCAUCAAGACUAGGAUACAACUAGGCAGAUACUCUAACCCAUGCGAUUUUGUUUCAGAUGUGAGGCUGACAUUUACAAAUGCAAAGACAUAUAAUCCACCUAAGAAUGAUGUACACAUUAUGGCAGAUGCUAUGAGUAAGUUCUUUGAAACAAGAUGGAAACCUAUUGAAAAGAAAUUGGUUGCUGCAAAUGCUGCUGUCAAAAGAGAAGCUGAAACUCCAAAGCCAAUUUUGCAACCAAACAAGAGGAAAACACCUUCUUUUAACCAUGAUAUCAUUUUACCAGAGGUUGUGAGGUCGAAAAUGACAGUUGAGGAGAAAGAGAGCCUAAGUAGGCGCCUGGAAUCUCUAGGAGACAUGCCUGAACAUGUAAUUGAUUUCUUAAGAAGGAACAUUGCGGCAAGCCAAACUAGUGCAGAUGAGGUAGAGAUUGAUCUUCAUGCAAUGAGCGAUGAUCUACUGUUUGAAUUAAGGAAGCUUUUGGAUGAUUAUAUGGUUAGGGAACGGUUAAAGGAUCAAACGAAAUCAGAGCCUUGUGAAAUUGAGAUUAUAAACGAAUCAGGGCUUAGCAAUUCAUCAAUGCAUCCUUGCAAAGGCAAUGAACCAAUUGAGGAGGAUGUUGAUAUUGUUGGCAAUGAUCCGCCUGUUUCUAGAUACCCUCCUGUGGUGAUAGAAAAAGAUACUAUGCUAAGAAGUGGAAAGCGUUGUCGUUCAAGUAGCUCAAGUAGUGAUUCUGGUUCAUCAUCUAGCGAUUCAGAUUCUGGUAGUUCCUCAGAAAGCGAGUCAGACGUUAAAGUUGCUAGUCCCAUGAAGGAUAUGAAGAAAAAUAUGCUAGCUGGUCAAGCUUUGGAUCAAGAAAGAAGUGAUUUAUCAAAUCCACAUGAUGAAAACAGAACUUCAGAUGAGACAAAUCAAGAAGAACAUGUUGCUCAGCCAAAAUCUGAAUCUGUUGAUAUAGAACGAAACAGGGAGGACCUUUUACGUGAUAAUGCUCCAUCUGAAAGGCGCUUCUCUCCUGAAAAGCUCUAUCGAGCAGCUCUACUGAGAAGUCGCUUUGCUGACACAAUUCUCAAAGCUCGUGAGAAGACUCUAGAUCAGGGUGAAAAGAGAGAUCCAGAGAAGCUUCGACGUGAGAGGGAGACCCUUGAGAGGCGGAAAAGAGAAGAGAAAGCUAGGCUGCAAGCAGAAGCUAAAGCUGCUGAAGAGGCUCAACGUCUAGCUGAAGCAGAAGCUGCAGCAGAAGCUAAGCGCAAAAGGGAACUUGAAAGGGAAGCAGCACGUCAAGCCUUGUUACAGAUGGAGAAAACUGUGGAGAUCAAUGAAAGCACCCUUUUUCUAAAAGAUCUGGACAUGCUUAGAACUGUUCCAGGUGAACACUUACCUAAUUCAGUUGGUGAGACGAGCCCAGAUCACUCGCCAGAGGGCAUCAGUGGUUUUGAACUUGGCGGAAGCAACCCUUUGGAGCAGCUUGGUUUGUAUAUGAAGGUUGAGGUUGAUGAUGAUGAGGAUGAAGAUGUUGAGCCAAAUGGUGCUACCGCUAAUGAUGCCGAGGAAGGAGAAAUUGAUUGAUGGUUUUCUACUCUGGUUACUCUGCUAUACCAAUCCACUAACAUAUUGGAGUUAGUUUUGCUAUCGCAGUGACACAAUGGUGAAUUUGGUGUGUGCUCAUCUGAAUGUGAUGCCUUCAGUUUCUUCAGGUAUGAAGAUUGAGCAAUAUGAAGAUCGUGAAUGUUGUAUGAAGAAUAUGGUACAGAGUGAUUAUAGAUAGCCCUUCUUUUGAGUUACCGCUUGUGAUGGAGUGGUACCUCCAGGAUAAUGGACAAGACUGUCACUGGUGAUGGUUUGGGCAAUAUGGAAAUCAUCACUAGCCAUAACUUCAUUUGUUGGUGAAGAUGACAUUUUGACAGGAAAAGAAGGAUUUGCUAUUGCAUGCAUCAUAUGAAAUUAGUUUGAAGCUAGGUGGGGUUUGUAGAUCUUUGUUCGAUAUUACAAUUUUGCUUGUCCCCCCCAAAACUGUACAAAGACAAAUCAAAUAGUCAGAAAAAAAAAAGAACUUUUUCAAAAAAUAUUCAUUCUAUUCAAGAUAUACUUUGUGGGAUUCUCUGUCGGACCACAUACUUCAAUCAAAGGCCUUUUUAUAUAUGUUU